Platichthys flesus (European flounder) is the source of this 2455-nucleotide messenger RNA. Its product is annotated as homeobox protein Dlx3b-like. The record is from RefSeq and is a predicted model, not a curated record. The transcript is spliced from 3 exons. Gene Ontology annotation, biological process: epithelial cell differentiation; regulation of transcription by RNA polymerase II; embryo development. Bases 318 to 1265 code for a protein of 315 amino acids. Lineage: Eukaryota; Metazoa; Chordata; Actinopteri; Pleuronectiformes; Pleuronectidae. Gene Ontology annotation, molecular function: RNA polymerase II cis-regulatory region sequence-specific DNA binding; DNA-binding transcription factor activity, RNA polymerase II-specific.
GUCUCCGCGCUCCGAGCCCGAGGAGCGGCUUCACAUGGAGGUUUCUGUGGGGAGAGGAGGGAGCCAGACAGGCGACAGUCAGCUCUGACUUGGCCUCGGGGCAGAGGCAGGAGCGAGCGGGCGGACCAAUGAGAAGCAGACAUCCACUCCCCUCAGUCUUGCCCGGCUCGGCUCGGCUCGGCGCACCCUGUAAUUAGGAGCUCUGGCUGGGUUGGGCGCCGCCACCGUGGACAUCCUGCUGCUGCCGCGUCAAGGGACUUUGGGAACAGCAGCUCCAGACUGCGAGAGGCUCCAGGUCCCGAGAGAAGAAGACAGACAUGAACGGACAAGCGUCCCCCGUGUUCGAGGACAAGAAGCCGUCCCUCCCCGCGGCCGGCGGCUCCAUCUCGGCCACCAAGGCGUCCCCGACCCUGCCGGAGUCCUCCUCCACGGACAUGGGCUUCUACAGCGGCGGCUCGCAGGACUUCUACCCGGCGCAGCAGCAGCAGUACGCGGCCCAGCACAUGAGCCCGUACGCGUACCACCACUACAGCCUGAGCGGGAUGGCGGCCGGCGGCGCGUACCCGGUGGGCAAAGCCGAGUACCCGUACCCGCACGCAGCGUACCGGGAGCCCGGUGCGUUCAGCCGCGAGGUGCAGUCCGCCAUGCACGACGCAGUGAAAGAAGAGCCGGACAUGGAGGUGCGGAUGGUCAACGGGAAGCCCAAGAAGGUUCGCAAGCCCCGGACCAUCUACUCCAGCUACCAGCUGGCCGUCCUGCAGAGGAGGUUCCAGACGGCUCAGUACCUGGCGCUGCCCGAACGGGCCGAGCUGGCGGCACAGAUGGGCCUGACCCAGACGCAGGUGAAGAUCUGGUUCCAGAACCGUCGCUCCAAAUUCAAGAAGCUCUACAAGAACGGAGAGUUUCCACUCGGGGAAAUUGCUCUGGAACACAGUCCAGAAGCCAGCGACUCCAUGGCCUGCAACUCCCCCCCCUCCCCCGCUGUGUGGGAGAGCACCAGCAACACAAACAACAACAGCAACAACAACACAAACAGCAGCAGCAACACAAACAGCGGCAUCAAGAGUAAUGCACUGCUGGAGCCGACCAGCAGGGGGCAGGCUCCCUACCCGCCUGCUGUGGAGUCCUCGCCCACCUACAUGGGGGAGUUCUCACAUCAGAACUGGUACCAGCAGCAGGGGGCCCACUUGGGUCUGCUGGCGCCAACGCACCACACGUCUUCCACGGCGCCGGCCGCCUCACAGAGCAUGGGAGCCGUGUACUGACCCCCGGACGCUGAACGGGGGGGGGGGGGGGGUUCUGACGUCAUCACACACGGGUCACGACUGUAGAACCUGACACGCAUGUUGUUUAACAGGCUCGUCUGCAGUGAACAGAGAUAGAGAAGGAAGUGCUGGCCUCAGGUCAGCUCCUCGUCCGAGACGCUCACCACACGUUACAUCCGAUGAGUGACAGGGAGGCUCACGCUCACCUUUCAUUUUGUAUAUUUAAUAUUUGAAUUAUGACAGUAUUUAUGUCAAACACCUGCGAUGAGUCGAAUCUCUGACAGUAAAGCCAACAAUCUCCAUCAUCGUGGACUGAGCUACACAACUGAACAAUGGUUCCAUACAUAGUUUAAUAAAAGUUUUAUUAUAUAACAGAUAUAUUAUCGUCUGCUGCGUGUGUGUCUGACGACGUGUGUGUGAUGACAUCACGUGUCGGCGGCUGUUUGGCAACAAACGAUGACUCAGCGAUAAAAAACAACUUGUGUGAUUGAAUGAAGUUUUAUUAAGAACUUUUGGGUGAAAGUUUAUAAGAUGUGAUGUAUUUAUUAAUCUGUUAUUCAGGAUUUAAAUCCUCAGAUAUUUGAAAAUGAAAAUGUCACAAUUCACUUCUCAGCAGCUCAGUCUCAUGGAUUAUAAAAACCAACAGUUUCCAAAAAUAACAAUAAUCAUGAGAUAUCAUAUUUCACAUGUUUGCUUGUUUUUCUUUUUGUAUUAUUUACAGUUGAAGGUCAGGAUAAGCGUUUCAACACACUGUAUCCUACAACUCCCACAAUGCAGCUUGGCAGCGUAGCUCACUAGACCCUCUCUCCAGAUAAGAGACACAUGUUUAAAGUCUCUUUGUUUUAGUUACUCUUUAAAGUUCGUUCUCUGUUAAACAUGUUCAACCUCUAAACUCAAAUAUCAGAACUAACAAAACUUCUCAGUAAAGUUGUGCGACUGUUUGUGCGACUGUUUCCAAAUAUUCUUCACGACAAAUAAUCCAAUCUUUAAAGAUCUUUAAUUCCUGUUCAAGGACCAGAAAUAAGAGACAAAGGGAUGACGAGUUGUUUAAACGUUUAAAAAUAAGUUUUUAUAUUUUGUGUUAUUCAUAUGUUGUACUCAGGUGUUUUAUUUAUAGAGUCAACUGCAAAUCUACGCAGUUCAGUUCAUGUUUCAGAAAUUGAGUCAAAAAAUAAAAUGUCUUUAUUCGA